AUGGCACCUUCAUUGGUAUCAUCAGAUCCAAUUACUUCUUCAGAGUCAACUGUAAAAACGUUAAACGGCAACAAGCAACAUGUUCAUGGACAUGCCCUCGAUCCCAACUACACCAUAAUAGAAAACCCCAUCGGCACCCGGCGCCCCGUCCGAAUUAUCUGCCUCGGCGCUGGCUAUUCCGGUCUGAUGAUGGGCAUACUCUUCAAUGAGAGGUUGAAGCAUCAAAACACAGAGUUUGUAAUUUAUGAGCGAAAUGACGAUCUGGGGGGUACAUGGCUUGAAAAUCGGUACCCAGGCUGUAAAUGCGAUAUCCCGGCCCAUAACUAUGCAUUUAGUUUUGCACCAAAUUCAGGGUGGCCAAAUUAUUAUGCUACCUCAGAACAGAUCCAUUCAUAUAUGAAAGAUGUUGCAAAACAAUACCAAGUCGAGCAAUAUAUCCGAUAUAAACAUUCAGUGAAAGGGGCUCAGUGGAGGGAGGAAAAAGGGAAGUGGGAUAUUGAAAUUGGGAAGGACGAUGGAAGCUCGUUUAUAGAUGAGUGCGACGUGUUUGUUAAUGCGAGUGGGGUUUUGAACAACUGGCAGUGGCCGUCGAUCGAGGGACUGAACAAAUUCCAGGGGAAAUUGAUUCAUUCGGCGCGAUGGGAUCAGUCCUACGAUUUCACAGGCAAACGAGUCGCCUGCAUCGGUAUUGGAUCAUCAGCCAUUCAAAUCGUGCCACAGCUUUCCAAAGUCGUACAGUCCAUGGACUGUUACGUCCGUAGCCAAACAUGGAUCAGUCCUGCUCCCGGAAUUAAUGAACCAACCGCAAACGAUCCUGACAUGGAUGAGGAAUACAACUUCUCCCAAAAAGCUUUGGAAUUGUUUAAAGACCCUGAAUACUUGCGAGCUUAUCGCUCCGCAUUAAUGGAUCGGCGUCUUGCUAACUAUAACCGCUCCUUAGCCGACUCCGAGGGGCAAAAGGAAGCACAAGAACUCUUCCGACAAUCCAUGACUGCCCGUCUUGGCAACUCUGAUAAGGGCAAAAAGGCAGCCGAGUUGUUGAUGCCCUCUUUCCCACUUGGUUGCCGUCGUCUUACGCCUGGCCCUGGAUUUUUGGAAGCCAUUGUGCAAGAUAAUGUCGAAAUGCGAUGGGAUGAUAUCGACGUUAUCACGGAGCGAGGUAUCAAGACUCGGAGUGGCAGCGAGUUAGAGUAUGAUGUUAUUGUGUGUGCCACGGGUUUUGAUACUACGUUUAAACCUGCGUUUCCGCUAGUUGGACGGAAUGGAAUCAAUAUGGCUGAGAAAUGGGAGGUUGAUCAGCCCAAGGCUUACUUCAGCACGUGUGUGCCAGAUUUUCCGAACUAUUUUUGCUUCGUUGGUCCCAACGCCCCUCUCGCCAACGGCUCUCUCAUCCUUGGUAUCCAAGCCGUGGCAGUCUAUAUCUACAAAUGGAUCGACAAAAUGCAAACCGAAUCAAUCCGCAGCUUCGAAGUCCGUAAUGACGUAAACGAAGAAUACAACCAACACGUGCAAAAAUAUCUCGAGCGCACGGUAUGGACUGGUGGUUGUCGAAGCUGGUAUAAACGUGGCACUGUUGAUGGACCUGUUAUAGCGAUCUAUGGAGGUACGAUUAUUCAUAUGUUGGAAGCGAUGAAGAAUCCACGAUGGGAGGACUUUUCGAUGGACUGGACGGAGGAAGCGAAAUCGAAUCGGUUUGCUUAUUUGGGAAAUGGCUUUACGUUGAGGGAAACGAAGGGGGGGUCCAUUGGGGCGACGCAGACGGUGGAUUUUGAUCGAUUUUGGGAUUUGUGUGUUUUGCCGCAAAUUCAUGAUUGA
Talaromyces proteolyticus is the source of this 1815-nucleotide messenger RNA. RefSeq lists its product as uncharacterized. Bases 1 to 1815 code for a protein of 604 amino acids. Gene Ontology annotation, molecular function: flavin adenine dinucleotide binding; NADP binding; N,N-dimethylaniline monooxygenase activity. The record is from RefSeq and is a predicted model, not a curated record. The transcript is spliced from 5 exons. NCBI's taxonomy places the organism in Eukaryota, Fungi, Ascomycota, Eurotiomycetes, Eurotiales, Trichocomaceae.